AUGCUGCUGGACUACCAGCAAGAGGAGACCUUGUCGUCCUCGCUGGCUUCAGCAAUCAGCGGAUCCCGCAUUAGUGCCUCUGCCCCCUUCCCUCCACCAUCGCCUCCAGCGACUAUUAUUGUGUCACCGGUUUCGCUCGCGCCAGAGACGGAUCCAACCGUGGGGCUAGGUGAGUUGGGUGGCUCGGCCCGGUCCAGUCCCAAGUUAAGAGGGGCCGAUUCCCCUCGACCUGAUGAAUCUAUGCGUCCGAUGACGGCUUUCGCGAUGUGCCCCGCACCUCCUGCAAAGGUAGAAGAAGAUGCGCCCCAGGUUUCCUUCGAGGAUUUUGCAACGCGCUAUCGCCAGAGUCAGCGCAAACGGGCCCAAAGGAAGCGUCUGGAAAAGCGCCUGCGCGCGACCAAGGUAUCCAUUGGAAUCUCCGCGCGCAUGAUCCGUGUAGGAAACACUGUCCAGCGCGGUCUAGUUGAAGCUCUCAAACAUGAUGAUAAGGCCAGCUUCGUUGCCCUCUAUCAUAUGCUCUUUGACCUUCAGGAGUCCUGUGCUUCCAGCACUCGCCAUAAUGAGCAUCAGGACCUGUCCGACGACGACCGGGGGCCGUCUGCAGAAUCCUCCGAUCUGGAUCGUUCGUCUGAUUUCUUUCACCAGCUCAGCCCUCAAUCCUGUGCGGACUUGCUGGAGAUUUUGCGACUGGUUCGUUCUGACCCACAGUUCUUGGUUGAUCGUCUGCGCAGCUUUACGUCUGCCCAACUGGCGGCCUUCACCUCCCCGGCCACCACUUUGGAAUCCGGUGACCCUGCUUUUCCUUCCUCUUCAUCCCGGCUCCGCGGCCAGUAUGCUUAUAAUCGAAAUCCGGCCCAAUUUGCCUCGUUCAAGAACCAUGCGUAUGCCUUUGAAAGGACCGAUCCAUUGACUAUCUUGCUUUGUAACGUGUUUGCCGCACCACUGGAUCCCGAGUCCCCCGAGGCCAGGCUACGGCUGGAUACGUGGUCGACCGUCUGCGCCCAACUAAUGUCCCACGGCAGCAGUAAAUUCUAUCCCCUUAUUGGCCAGAUCCUGUCCUCCUGGGCCACGGGCUGCAAUUGGAAAGCCCGUCCCAAAUUUGAGCUCUACCUAAUGGAUAUCCUACAAACUGGAGCGUUUCUUUUGGAACAUAUAGACAGCCCUGCCGGAUUGGAUUUUGCCCCUGAAGCCUUGGAUCCCUUACGGACGGACGUUGCUGAGGAGUUCUUUGCCUCUGCCGUGGAUAACCUUUUCCGUGUCCUCGAUGAUCCUGAUGGCGGAUUCCCUCGCGGAGUGUUGCAGUUCGCCAAAGCUGUUUUGAGGAAACUGGAUUCUCCUGACAGUCGCAGUCGUUUCCUCGAGUAUCUUUUCGUACAGUGGUUCUUCCCAAAGUUCCUCUACAGCGCGUUGACGUACCCGGAGACCCACGGUUUGUUGCUAGACUUUCAUAUUCGAAAAGACGCUCGCGAGAAGCUGCUUGGUCAGGUGGGGCUACGCGCCUACUCUCAAGUAUUUGCUGUGCUACGAUCCAUGCAUCACUUCUCUGUUCUUCGGCCGUCAAUCAAAGUGCACGUCGACAACAUGCUUUCCCGAUUCCAGAGUACUGUCCCUUUCGAGUCAUCUACUGUUGAGGCACAAGCCGAUCUUGCCGUCCGCCGGGACUCUACGUCAAAUUUCCUCCUGCUGUCCUCGACGGGUGUUCUCACAUUACUAGACGCUCUUUUCCCGCAGAAUUUCUCCCCAGUGCAUUCAUCGCCAGCUUCGGCUGGCGUGUCAUCCUGGUCGUCGAAUGUUUCUCCGUCCUACAAUCUGCGUCCCGAGCCCCCCAUGGAACCUGGUUUCUUCCGGCCAAACCCGGAGUUGAGCCAUCGGCCAACAUCACAAAGUGGCUCCCUUUUCUCCGUGGACUCUUCACAUGUCUCUAGCCCUGAAAGUGGCGUUGGCCAGACAGCUGCAAGGAUCCGCUUCGAGCUCAGCGAUCUAGAUGAACCAGGUGAACGAGCCAGGCUAGAACAUCCAUCUGAGGAGCACUGGACAGUAUUCUCCGUUGCCAAUGACGGUCAUGGUCUUACGUGGAGUCUCCUCGCAGACCAGGACAAUAGACCAUCGAAAGCAUCUGCUAUGGAGAGUGAUGAUGACACACAUUCCACCGGUCUAGGUCUGGAGGAGAACCACGAGGCUCUACAAACUGCGAUCAUUCGUCUUGUCAAAGAGAGCCACGUUUACGAUUUGGACGAUUUUGAUUGCGAGCACAGAAGCCUGCAGCUAGCACCGAUGUCACUGAAACAGCAGUUCAAUCAGGCGAUGGCCUCCUGUCAGAAUGACUCGGAUUUCGUUGCUGCGCAUUACUGGUGGAAUGCUUCCCGGCAGCUACGCCAGGGGACAAAUUCAGCAGCCUCAUCGAGUGAUUCAUGGAUCCUAGAUCCCAUGCACAGAUCCUGCACUCGUUCACUGAAAAGCUCGACGGCCGUCAUUGAGCGAUGCGAGAGUGACUUUGUGUCUUUAGAUCAAAGUCUGCACCGGCUCCAGACGCAGGUCAAGGCGCUCAUGUCUACUGUGUCCAAGGUUCGUAACAAGAUGUGGUACAUGACCGAUGUGAAGAAUUCCAUGAGGUACGAAGAAGCCCGACAUGUGACCAUGGCUCUUACGAUGAUCUACUCUGCCCGGCCGUACAAUACCGAGAUCCCCGAGGAGUCACGCUCUCGGUCUGGAGCUCGUUCACUAGGAGCAGCUCUCUUCCAGAAGCCCGAAGUGCAGGUCAUGAAUAUGAUGAAAGCGCCUAGCAGCCAGGGCGGCCCUAGGAAAAUGUCCGAUGAGCAGGUAGAGUUAACCCGCAAGUGGCUGGCCCACAGCGGGAUCGAGAACUUCUGCAAGGGCGAGGAGCGAAUCCAUCGGUUCUGCUACGAGGUGCGAACCAGCAUCAACCGUCUAGUGGGUGAGACGAUGGCCGAAACACCGGUGCUUUGGGCAAGUGAAUUGUUCCAGAGAGAGCGCGCGAAAUACGAGGGCUAUGGCUCUCGAGCGUUCCCGGGUCUGUCAAUGCCCACGACCCCUCGACCUUCUACAAAUGCGAGUGAGGAUCCAUUGCACACUUCUCAGCUUCAUGGGUCCAAUCUCCCCAUGCCUGAUUCGUCCUCCGCUCGCUCACCUCUGGAUCCACCAUCCUCUUUGGGUAGCAAGCCGUCUAUCCAGAGCCUGAUAUCAGACAAAUACCGGGCUACCCGCGAUCUGCCCUCUAUCGAUGUAUCUUCUAUUGGAGGAUCGCCCGGUCGCGCUGCUUCGACCUCAACAGGCGAUACGUAUAGUACCUUUUGGUCGGCGUCGCAACGCCAUCCCAUGUACGCGGCUAGUGUAUCCACCGUCUACUCGCGGCCUCCAUCCAUGUUCAGCGAAGGUGCUACCCGUCAAACUCGUCGUACCGAACGCAAGACGCAUCGGAAGACUAUGUUCAUGGAUGAACUGCGGCAAACCCUCACCAGCCUUCUCUUGAGCGACUUGGGGUCGCCGGUGUGGAGUUGCGGCAGUGAAACCGAUGCCUGGUUUACAAGUUACCUCGACCAAACGCGCAUUCAGAUACAGAUGCAGAGACAUGCUGCAGUCCGGAGAUUCUACUCUGACUAUGAAGAGCGAUCAAAGCAUCUUCGCGAGGAGCGUCGGUCAUCAGGGGGUCGACGGAGCAGGUCUCUCGAUCGCCCUUGUGGACGCACGCGGAAGGACUCGUCUGCGAGUGUAUCAAGUUUCGUGCAAGAACCGUGUGAGGCAGAUGAUCAAUCUGCCUUCUCAUACAAGGCAGUCUUCCACCGCCUGAUUGAGGUCUUCUCUCGCCAUGGGAACCCAUUUGUCAAGCUCAACGCAUUGAGAGACUUGAGAUCACUGGUUGUGGCGUCACUCAUAUCUUCCAACGAGGAUAGUUCUUCCGGGUCUGCCGCUGGCGCCAUGCCUGAAGGUGAUAGAGGGCGUGUCAAUGGUCCUCGAUCACGGGCUACUCGCCAAAGCUUCUCCGCGGCUCACGCGCCCACGUUGCCCCAGACAGGCACCGCCCUGUCUGCAAUGACACCACCCGAGUCGGUAACCUGUGGUUCAAGGCGCUCCGACUACUCCACACCCUCGGAAGACCAGAUCGUAGAUUCCCUGCGAGAUCUAAUCCUGGAAGUCAAACCCAAAACCCUCUUCCGAGACUUGCAGUACAUCUCCGCGUUCGUACCUGCAGAGCAACUCAACAAAUCCGACCGCGGCACCGCCUUCCUCCAAUUCGGACUAGCUGCACUAAGCCUCAAGGACGAAGUCUGUCACAGCAUGGUCGAGAUCGCAGACCGCAUUGUCUCCCAAGAACUCAUGCGCCGACAUCCGCUUCCGGGAGCCGACUUUUACCCGCGGCCCGGCCAUGCCAUUGAAGAUGCAGCCGCGAUGUGGAUCAUCACUGCCAAAGAGGGCAAUCCAGUUGCGCAGCGCGAGCUGGCUAUUCUGUACCUCACACAUCCCGAACGGCUUCAGCGCGUUACCCUGCCUCUCACUCGGCCACGUGAUACUUUCAAGGCUGAGAUGAUGUACCGCCGUGACAAGGACUCCAAGUCCGAUCCGCAAAGUAUGUGUCUGGCACUACACUGGAUGCAGCUGUCAGCUAACGGGGGUGACACUCUUGCACGUAAUCGUCUCCGUGAGCGCGAGGAGUUUGAUUCCAUUGCAUGA
Messenger RNA from Penicillium daleae, 4689 nucleotides. RefSeq lists its product as uncharacterized. The transcript has 4 exons. The record is from RefSeq and is a predicted model, not a curated record. The coding region runs from base 1 to 4689 and encodes 1562 amino acids. Lineage: Eukaryota; Fungi; Ascomycota; Eurotiomycetes; Eurotiales; Aspergillaceae.